Hyaloscypha bicolor E is the source of this 914-nucleotide messenger RNA. RefSeq lists its product as uncharacterized. NCBI's taxonomy places the organism in Eukaryota, Fungi, Ascomycota, Leotiomycetes, Helotiales, Hyaloscyphaceae. Gene Ontology annotation, molecular function: protein binding. The record is from RefSeq and is a predicted model, not a curated record. Bases 152 to 898 code for a protein of 248 amino acids. The transcript has 2 exons.
CAAACUACUGCCAGUUUCCGUGGUCUGUGAGGACGCCUGUACAUGCCAGAUUCGGAUAUCAGACCUUGGAGGCUUAAAAUUGUGGGGUAAGGAGCAGGACUGCGAAGAGAGAAUUUACGGCAGCAGAUCUUUAUUUCUCACAGCCGCUAGUAUGUCGACCACAAGUGCUGAGGAGAGACGUCUGGACGUGCCCUAUGAGGAUUUUAUAAAUAACCUACUCCCACUCUAUUCCGGCCCGCAAGUCACAAUUCGCGUCGGAUCUCCAAGCCACGAAUACAAUCUCCCGAAGGCUCUCCUGUGCAAGCAAUCCCCAUAUUUCAAAGCGACAUUUGAAGGAAACUUUCGGGAAGGAAAAGACCUGUCAGUAGAUUUGAGUGAAGAAGAUGGCGUGAUUUCGAUACGGAGCUUCCAAUUACUAGUGCAGUGGCUAUACCUUGGCCGAGUCAUCUUUGGCGAAUUAGUACCAGAAGAAGCAAUUACCGCUACUAUCGAGUUUGUCAGAAUUGCAGAUAUGUGCCAAGUAACUGGGAUGGAGGCUUUAAUGGCAGAACGUAUUAAGGGCAUUAUCAUGGCCCAACGAGCUACGAAGAACGUGUCUGUGGAUGGGCACUUGAACACCCUUUGCCUUACAACCCAGCAUAUUGUUUCGGCGGCGCUUUUACCCAAAGGACACCCAGUACGUGGUAUAUUGGCCUCGGCAGCAGUUGCGGAAUUUCUUCAAGAAGAUAAACACAAGUUUGUAAAAGAGGCUGAAGACGUUCCCGAAUUUGCGGUCGAUCUUCUUAGGGAGGUGAAGACUGCCCUCAAGAGUCUCACAAUGCCCAGAACGAGCAUAGCUAGCAAACAGGACACAACCUUCAAAGAUCCUAUUACUGGGCAGAUGGUGCAUCUAUAUUAGCAUCUUGAUAGUUGGG